UAUAUAUAUAUAUAUAUAUAUAUAUUAGCUCAAAGAGCCAGCUGCCCAGCGUUUCUUUCUCAAGGGAGCCUGUGUUUGAAUCAAAACAUAGGUUUAUAGGUGUUUGACGGCAUGACAACUACUUGUUUAUAUUCAAAUCCGUGACUUAUUCUUGCAUGAUGUAAUGGUGUUCUAUAGAUUGUGACAUCAUUUUUACUCCUAUCUUUAAAUCUGUAUUCAUUCUAAUUAACAUUAGCUUAUAUAAUCUUGUGUUUCUAUUAUCCUGCAAUGCUGGCUCUGAGGAUCAGUCUUGAUUUGACCUCCCCAGCGCAGCAGCAUGCACAACUUUAGAAUGAAUUGUGUUUGUUUGUUUAUUUAAAUGUUAUGUAUUUAUUGGAGUUAAUUAGUUCGUUCUUUUCUGUUGAGCCGCUCUGGCAUCAUCGUGUUCAGUCUAUUGAUCCAUUUACUUUCUUCUGUAUGUCGCAUCAUCUCAUUUUAGCUGCUCUAAUACUACAAACUUUACAUCAUUUUUGUCAUGUCCUUGACUGGUGAAGUGCUGUUGGCUCAUUCAUUUUUUUAAAUUUCUAAUUAAUAGUAGUGCAGUGUUUCGUGUUAGAUUUCAAAAUCAUUUUUCAAUUUUUCAGUAUUUGGGAAACUACAAAGCGGUGUGCAAUUCUUUUUUUUUUUUUUUUUUUUUUUAAUUUAGUCGUCGCCAAUUAUUUUUACCCCGGUUUUCACCCCAAUUUAGCAUGCCCAAUUAUUAUCUGUAUCCCCGGCUCACCGCUCGCAACCCCCCAGCCGACUCGGGGCGUCCUCCGAAACGUGCUCCUGCCAAGCCGUCAUUUUUCGCACUGCAGAUCCACAGCAAUGCCACCAGACCUAUAGUGCCGGAGGACAACACAGAUCUGGCGGCUCCGCUGCAGAGCCACAGGCGCCCUAUCGGCCACAGGGGUAGCGGUGUGCAAUUCAAUAUGUUAACGUGACAUCAUUCAGCAGGUUUCAUGAAGCAAAAUGAGUUCAUUCUGCAGUUUGAUCAUAAACAUCCCUAGAGGUAAUCAACAAUUUAUUAAGAUAACUUGAGGUUUUGCCAAGGAAUAUACAGUUUUGUAGUUUUCCAUAUACUAUUAAAAAAAGCUGACAAACAUGGAAUGUGUCAUUUCAAUAUACUGUACCACUCCCGGUAGACUUCUGCAAUAUCAUUUUGUAGUUUUUCAUUGAUGACAUGAUGUUAAAUAAAAGAUCUAAAUUAUGUUCAUAUAUAGUUUUUUUUUUUUAAUGAUAUCUCAAUCCUAAUAUUCUAUAAUGGAAAACAUUUGAAUAUAAAUCCCAGUGAUUAAGAGAGUUAUCAGGCUGGUUAUAACCUUCAAUGCACAGUCAGAGCUUGCUGUUCAGUUCCUAGGGACUGUGGUCCGGCCCUCGCAUUACACUAUUGAAUGCAGAUCGUUGGUGAAUAUUAUUAUUUAUUUAUUUAUUUAUUUAUUUAUUUAUUUAUUUAUUACAAUAUACCUUCUCGUUUCUAUUUUAAUAUUGCACAUGCAUUUAUCAAUACCUCCCAGCCCCGCUAUUUCAAAAAUGUAUUUCAUUUUAAUAGUUUUUAAAAAAAAAUAGUUCUUUCUUUCUUUCUUUCUUUCUUUCUUUCUUUUUCUUUCUUUCUUACAUAUCCUCUUCCGUCACGCUGGCUGAAUUACGUGUUUUGAAAUUUGAAAACCGUUUGUGUGAAUUACAUGGAGUUCGAGAAGCUGACCUGCCAACAUUUUUGAAAAAAAAAAAGCAUCUAGUCCUUAUAAAAUAGAUACACAGAUAGGAAACAUGAUUUCACAUUUUAUUAUUGAUUUUAUUAUUACUGAUCCCGAUUCACCAAACUUUAAAACCUGUUUUAAAACGUUCUCUCUGCUUAAAAAGUUCCUGAGAACACUGCUGAAAAGGCGAUUCAGUUAUAUCUAGAAAACAGUCCUUAGCAUUAGCAAGAUCUUCCUCUAGAACAGUCCUUACUCUGUGAGCAAUACUCCAGUUUUACUCUGAAUAAAUAAAUAAAUCAGCAAAUAUAAUAAACCAUGAGGCUUUUUUUUUGAGAGAGACACAGAGACAGUAUUUUUGUUGAGAGAGACACAGAGACAGUAUUUUUGUUGAGAGAGACACGGAUACAGUAUUUUUGUUGAGAGAGACACAGAUACAGUAUUUUUGUUUACGAUUGUAAGUCGCCCUGGACAAGGGCGUCUGCUAAGAAAUAAAUAUUAAAUAAUAACAUAAACCAGCUCUAUUCACUGUGACAAAGCAGGGAGGGGAAUAAGACUCCAGUUGCACAGCAGUGUCACCCAGUCCAGGUUUCACUACCAGCUUCAUCAGCCCCGGUGUGUCUUAUAAUGUCUGUAUUUAGAAAGGUAUGCAGUGUUUAUAAAAGGUUUCAGAAUGUCCCUGAGGACACAGGAGUGUUAAAACCACUCCUGAAGGCUGAAAUCAGACUGUGUUUUUGAAUUUGUUUUAUAUUUUAAAUGCUCUCUCCGCUGCAGCUGUGUGGAGUGAUGCAAAGAGAACGCACCCUGCAUCAUUGAUGACUAGGCGUCUGGAAUGAGGGGAAAAGGGGUGAUGGCGGAGGUGCACGUCAUUGGGCAGAUCGUGGGAGCCAGCGGGUUUCCUCAGCACAGUCUCUUCUGCAAGUGGGGAGUCCACACAGGGGGCGCGUGGAAGCUGCUGUCGGGGCUGAGGGAGGGGCAGACCCAGGUAGAUAACCCCCAGAACGAGGAGAUGGCCGCCUGGUCUCACCCCAUCGACAUCCACUUCGCUACCAAGGGACUGCAAGGCUGGCCCAAGCUUCACCUGCAGGUUUGGCACCAGGACUCGUUUGGUCGCUGUGAGCUCUACGGGUACGGCUUCUGCCACGUGCCGUCCAGCCCGGGGCUCCACGAGCUGCAGUGCGUCACGUGGCGGCCCGUGGGCUCGUGGCAGGACCAGCUCUCCCAGCUCUUCAUCGGGGGGGGGCUCCAGCUCAAGAACAGCGACCUGAUCUACAGCGGGGCCGACCGCUACCGACUGCACACCUCCGCCAUGGGCACAGUGCAUCUGCAGCUCGGGGUCAUUCUCAGGCACUUUGACAGGUACGGAGUGGAGUGCUGAGAGAGCAGGGAGGGGAAUCGGACUCCUACUGCACUGUCAUCCAGUCCAGGUUUUACUACCAGCUCGAUCAGCCACAGUGUUUCUACAGCUCUGGCCAAAAGUUUUGCAUCGCCCUGUAGACUCAUUUUGCUUCAUGAAGUCGAAUGAAACCUGCUGAAUGAUGUCGCGUUAACAUAUUGAAUUGCACACCGCUUUGUAGUUUUCCAGAUACUUGACGAAAAACUGACAGAAAUUGAAACAUUUUGAAAUCGAACAUGAAAUACUGUACUGCUAGUAUGUCUUCCGGUAGACUUUUGCAAAAUCAUUUAGUAGUUUCUUUAAUUACAUGAUGUUAAAUAAGAGAUCUAAAUUAUGUUCAUACAGUUUGUUUUUUUAAAUGAUGUCUCAAACCUAAAAUUUUGAUGCUAAAUCUUUGCCCAUAGCUGUAAGUAACAAGCUCAGGUGUGUGUUAUUAAACUCUUAGCAAAACCAGGAGUGGAUCACACUGCUCUGCAACAGGAGUCUUAUUUCCAUCCUUGUAGAGAGACGGAGACACGCAUAGACCAGCCCCAUUCACUGUGAUAGAGCAGGUAUGGAAAUAAGACUCCUAUUGCACAGCAGCUUCACCCAUUCCAGGUUUUAACACAAGCUUGAUUAGCCACAGUGUGUGUAGGUAACAUCAUUAUUAUAGUUAUUUUUAUUGAUUGUGAUUUUAUAUAUAUAUAUAUAUAUAUAUAUAUAUAUAUAUAUAUAUAUAUAUAUAUAUAUAUAUAAUCAACAGAAUAGUACAUGAAAAGAAUUACCCAGUUUUGUGACGUGUUGUUUGGAUUCUGCUGUAGUUGCACCACAGAACCAGCAGAGGGCAGUCUGAGCCCAGCUUUGUUUUCACUGAUGUCACAGGUACUGGGGUCUGUUCAUUUCAUCCAAACGGUGGCAAGUCUCUUAACAGUGUCUGUGUGUGUGAGAGAGACUCUUCAGUGUGUCUGUGAAAGUAAUUUAGGCACAGGAUCUCAGAUGCAAUUCAGAAGCCGGUUACAAGCCCUGUCCCCGUUGAAACCUGUUAUCAGCAGCUAGGGUUAUAAUCACACUGGAGUGCAGAUCUGGCACGCACAGCGUCAGCCACAAAGCCUCUGAAACGUUUCAACCACAACAGGAUCUACACAAACAGAUUAAACGCUUUAAUAUCAGGGUUUGUUUAGAUUUGAUGUCUUAUAAUGUGUUUCUAAGUGUCGGGCGUG
Acipenser ruthenus (sterlet) is the source of this 4310-nucleotide messenger RNA. RefSeq names its product B9 domain containing 2 (gene b9d2). Gene Ontology annotation, biological process: cilium assembly. The transcript has 4 exons. The record is from RefSeq and is a predicted model, not a curated record. Gene Ontology annotation, cellular component: MKS complex. Bases 2548 to 3093 code for a protein of 181 amino acids. Lineage: Eukaryota; Metazoa; Chordata; Actinopteri; Acipenseriformes; Acipenseridae.